Messenger RNA from Wyeomyia smithii (pitcher-plant mosquito), 1945 nucleotides. RefSeq names its product GPALPP motifs-containing protein 1. NCBI's taxonomy places the organism in Eukaryota, Metazoa, Arthropoda, Insecta, Diptera, Culicidae. Bases 230 to 1537 code for a protein of 435 amino acids. The transcript is spliced from 3 exons. The record is from RefSeq and is a predicted model, not a curated record.
UGCAUAAAAUAAGGUCUGUGUCCUUUUCUUAUAGCCAUGAUACCCUUCGCAAGGCUGCGAAACUUUUUGCAGUGAGCAUAGCCGCAAUGGUUUAUGAGAAAGUCAUCGCAUCAAUGCUAUCUGCGUUGCGAAGGCAAGAGUUAUAAUGUGAGAGUACGGCUUAUUUGCAAAUCUAUUAUUUUGCAUAACCGUGAAUAGAUGUUUGAUCUUAAACCACCAAGAGUGAAAUAUGUCAGAUACUGACACAUCCGAUUCUGACUCAGGGAUACGUUUCAAAACUACUAGUACACGAUACAAACCUAAAAACACCAGCAAAUGUUCAGUAUCUACGUUGUCAAAACAUUCAAGAAGUCCUCACGGUCACCGUAGCCGUUCACUUGGUGAUCGAGAACGUGACAGAGAUGAUCGACAAAAGAAACGGAAAAGUAGACAUAGAAGUCGAAGUAGAGAAAAUCGUCAACAAACUAAAGCAGAUAUACCACGGAAUAGAUCUAGGUCAAGGUCCAAAACAAAACAAAACCGUAGCAGACGAGAGGAGAAAUCAAGCCUCAAAACAGUACCAAAUAUGAUACAUAAAAAUCAAGAACUCAGAUCAUCAAUGAAACAAUCCGAUACCGUAAAACAAACGGAUUCCGGCGUGUCCAUUUUAUCACUGUUGUCGCAGGAGCAUCACUUAGAAAAAAAUGAUCUAUCUGACAUUUGUUUUGGGCCUGCUCUUCCACCUGCGUUGCUCAAUAAAGAAUGUAUCACAAGAGAUAAGAAUACAGAUGACGACAGACCAGCGCAUUCGCAACUUUAUUCAGCUGAAGUCAGAGAAAACUCACAAUCGGAUAAAUUUAAUAUUAUUGGUCCGGUAUUACCAGCUCAUUUGAAGAUAAAUACAGCUUCUGAAAAUUCUGAAUCGGAUCUAUCACCUUUCUCAGAGGAAGAAACACAUGACGAGGAUGAUAUUAUAGGUCCUAUGCCAGGAACAUCUAACUCUAAAUCUAACGUGGAAUUGGAGCAACGUGCGCUGGAGUUAAAACUUAAACGCCUUGAUGAACCAACAGAUCAACCUAUCACAACACGUGAAGACUGGAUGCUACAGUUGCCAGAUAUUCGAAAGGUUAGUGAUAUGGGUCUGGGAGCAAGACAAUUUAGAACCCGUGAAAAGCUAGAAAUUGGUGACCGGUCAGUUUGGACAGACACCCCCAAUGAUAAAGAACGUAAAAAACUAAGUCAUGGCUCAUCAAAAAAUGCUGUUUGCAUGCACGAAGACCAAACACGCCGGAAAACUGCUGAGCGUGAUAAACAGCAAGAAGAAAUGAUCAAAAAGCAUAAAAAACAUAAACGUGAUAAAUCACUGUUGGAUACUCAUCAGCAGAAACUAGAGAAAACAAAGAAAAAGCAAAACAAUUCGGAGGCAGUACGAAGGCCUUUUGACCGUAACAUCGAUUUGCAUGCUAAUCGUUUCGAUGAAGCACAAAAGAAAGCCAUUUUCAAAAAAGCAAAGUUGCUUGAAACACGUUUUUCAAGCGGAGCAUCAAAAUUUUUGUAGACAAUUUUUUUGUUCAAUUGAAUUUUUAAAUAUUUCUACGUUAUUUAAGGUUAAGGUUUUUAAUACAGCCUGUUUGAACUUACAGUAAGACUUGAACAACCUCAGAUGAAUCCACUUCUCUCGUUUAAGUUUUUAGUGAUGAUAUCUAUCUAUAUAGUGAUACAUACAUUUAAUUGUAGUUAGAUUUUCAAUGUUAUUUUUGUAAACCCACGCAAUUGAAAUGGUUGUGUUAGAUUUUGGUCGAAUCGAUGGGGCGGGCAAAUACUAACAGAUGCAAUACUGAAACUCACCUAAAAAACAAUCAUUUCAAAUUUCCAACUCCGUAGUCUCAUGAAUUUUUGUGGUACCAAAUUUGUAAUAUGCAGGUACACUAGUACUGCUGUCGAAAUAAAAGAAGUGGCGUGGAAA